This is a messenger RNA of Exophiala viscosa, 6427 nucleotides long. RefSeq names its product protein-serine/threonine kinase. Gene Ontology annotation, cellular component: cytoplasm; nucleus. NCBI's taxonomy places the organism in Eukaryota, Fungi, Ascomycota, Eurotiomycetes, Chaetothyriales, Herpotrichiellaceae. The transcript has a single exon. Bases 392 to 6340 code for a protein of 1982 amino acids. The record is from RefSeq and is a predicted model, not a curated record. Gene Ontology annotation, molecular function: protein serine/threonine kinase activity; ATP binding. Gene Ontology annotation, biological process: peptidyl-serine phosphorylation; phosphorelay signal transduction system.
UGUCAAAGAACAACUACGAUCAAUCGCUGUUGUCGACCUAUUCUCUUACUUGCUCCCAAUCUUGCUGCUCCUCGUGUGAGCUGGCUGCACUCUAUUCCCAGGACAAGACAAUCACGCCUCCCCGGGUCUCCUCCUCGCGUCAAUCGCCAACGCCCUCCUCAUACGUCCCCACAGAGCGUUCAAGAGCAGGACAAACCUCCCCAUUAGACCACCCUCUCGACUUUUCUACUAGAAGAGAGUUCAUCACGGCUCGCUGCGGAAAUGUCGACGUAGUAAGGGUCUUUUUGACUCCCGUCGCGGGUCAUUAAGUCCCUGAGAUCGCAGCCGGUUCCCUAAGACGGCUUCCACACUUCGCUCGGACACGGCAUCCACUGCCUAAAGUGCGGCAGUAAUGGCAGAGGAUGGCUCAGCCCAGCAGUUCCUCAGGCCCCCGGCGAUCGCUGCUAUCAAGAGCGACGCCGGGUUCGGGAGUGACCUCACUCGCCAUGCAAUGGAACGUUCAUUUAGUCAGGACAUUCAAGAAGGCACGCAAGAUCUGAAAGACGCGGCGGAGCAAACGCGUAACAUCAUACUCGACUUGAGCCUGGAUGGUCACAUACGAUGGGUCAGCCCGUCCUGGACGGACGUGGUUGGCACAGAGCUUGACGCUGUGAGGGGCCACAAGAUUUCAGAGUUCAUCAGCGACGAUCCUCAUGUGUUCGAAUCGGCCAUUGAAGCGUUGAGGUCCAAUGACUCCAAGAGUCGACUUGUCAAGUUCGCCGUCAAGAUUCCUACAUCUUCAGACAUGGCCCCCAUGCUUUCGACAGAGGACGGCACAGAGCCAAACGAAGACAAUAUCGAAACUGACGAGUCCGGACGGGCUACCCUGGAACUGGAAGGGCAGGGUAUUAUGGUAUAUGACAGGGCCUCUGGAGGCGAGUCGCAUACUAUGUGGAUGUUACAGCCUGCACAGGAGCCUUUACGCAUCGAGAUCGCUCUUCCGCGGACCUUGGUUGAAGUACUCGGAGUAGGGGCAGAGAUCCUGGCAAAAUAUCUCACAGAGUUAGCAGAGGCAGGGGCCAACGACCCCGAAAAUCACCCGCCUCCCCUGCCUAUCCUCUGUCGUGUCUGCGAACGCUCGAUCGUACCUUGGUGGUUUGAGAAACACUCGGAUCUAUGUGUUCAGGAACACAAGGCCGAGAUGGAUGUGCAGAUGAUUCAGGAUAGCCUCGCGGAACAUCGAAAUGCCAUCGUCAAAGUGCUCGACGCCUUUGAGGCUCGCCAGGGUCGGAAAUCUGGGGACAACCCCCCUGCUCAUAUGGCUGCUCCAGAGUACAAGGGUAUGCCAAUCGGUCCCUCGCCCAUUCAGUCGUCUGCUGUUUCGUCCGCAGCAGGUUCUCAUGCUGCGAGCCCGGCGAGGUCAAGAAGUCCCUCUGCCGCCGGACUGGGGCAUGCCCGCGCGCGGUCAUUUGUGGUCCGACGACCGUUGGUCCGGAUUGUCGAGUUGAUUCUCGAUCUUUGUGAUACCGCCAUUGAGAUUAGUGUGCCUUCGGUGAAAGACAGCAGGAGCAGUAACGAGGACGAGUUCAGGUCCCAGUCGCCACAAUCCGAGUCAAGGAUUACCCAGGUCUACAAAUGGCAGACUCCAAGCAGCCUGGAGAAUGAACCUGGUCUGGCUGCCUUGAGUGUAGAUACGGAAAAAUUGGCCCGCCAGAAGGUAGACGUUGUUCGGCGACAUCAGGCUGUCCUCGAGUAUUCGGAACGAAUUCGUCAGGAAUAUAUGGCUGAGGUCGAUGCCUGUAUCAGUGAAGCAUUGAUCAAAGCUGAACGGGCAGCAGCAGGAGAGUCACUGUCUUCCAGUGAAAGCGAGGCAGAAGACGACUCUGCGCUUGAGGGAAUACUUGAGAGCCCCGGAGAAGAUGAAGAUGCCACGCCAAUGCCCACCGAAGCAGAGAACAACCGCACCAUAGGGUAUGCAGGAGUGCGAUCCAUGGCUUCUGCCCUCCGAAACCCAAGAGAAAUGCAUCAAAUCGCCACGACAGAGCAGAGACGCUCUUCAUCACAGGCAGUCUCGACUGGUCCGAGCAGUCCCAUCGAAUGUCCAACCCCUAGAUCGCACAAGAGCACCCUGAUAUCACAGCCGCAGCCAGUUUCCAACAGACGAUCGAUGUACAUCGACGAUGCCAAUGACAGCGACAGUAGUCUGCCAUCGUCUUCAAUUGUAUCAAACACUUGGAGAACGGAAUCUCCUGCUUCAGUAUCAGACAACGGCCGAUCGGCAACUUCACGCGACAGGAAAAGACGAAGUUUGCACAUUCACGGACUGAACUCAGCUUCUCCUCACCGUCAGCAAUCACCUGGGAGGUAUCCGCCGCCUCCGCCGUCGCCGCUUCGAAUGAACAAAUCCAGAAUCCCUAGUGGUGAAAUCGCCGCUCAGUCCCCCAUUGUAUCACCAUUGCUGACGGCAGGCGAAUAUAUGCCUUCGACGGGGGGCUCUAUACUGCACCGGCGGCAGUCUUCUAUGCACUCGUCCGAUAAGGCGCCGUCGUCUCCUAGGCUCAAUUCCAUCAGUCAUCCUCAACAGCGAGCACAACCUCCAUCAAUCAAGGACUUUGAAGUUGUCAAACCCAUCAGCAAGGGUGCAUUUGGUAGCGUAUACUUGGCCAAGAAGAAAAGCACCGGUGAAUAUUUCGCCAUCAAAGUGUUACGAAAGUCCGACAUGGUUGCCAAAAAUCAAGUCACAAACGUGAAAGCCGAACGUGCAAUUAUGAUGUGGCAGGGUGAAAGCGAUUUUGUUGCCAAACUGUAUUGGACUUUUUCAAGCAAAGACUUCUUGUACCUGGUGAUGGAGUAUUUGAACGGAGGUGACUGUGCAUCUCUGAUCAAGAUCUUGGGUGGACUAAGCGAAGACUGGGCGAAGAAAUAUAUCGCAGAGGUGGUCCUCGGGGUUGAACAUCUUCACAGUCGAGGCAUUGUGCAUCGCGACUUGAAACCGGACAACCUACUGAUUGACCACAAGGGACAUCUGAAGCUGACUGACUUUGGUCUUUCCCGUAUGGGUCUGAUAGGCCGACAGAAGCGUGCACUCAAGGCACCGGACGAGCCUGCGCCCGAUCUUUUGAAGCAAGGGCCCUUCACACAAGCAGGUGCAGGCUCUGGAUCUAAUACUGCGUCAAGAUCUGCUUCAUUCGACGAUCAAGGCCCCCAUUCACCUGCUUCCACGCCGUUGAUGACACCUGCGCUCGCAGGUGGCCUCGACCAGCCUUCCUACUUCAGUUUGAAUCGUGAAAGUUCGUUGAGCCGAGAAGUAUCCUUCAGCCGUUCUGGAACACGCAGCCAUAGUCGCAGUGGCUCGAGCUUCGAUCUACAUCACCUUUUCAAAAAGCUAGGCGUCCAAGAGGGGAGCGAUGCACCACCUCAACUCAUUCCUCGUGGUCCUCCGGCCGCCGAGGACGAGUCCUACAGCCAAGGUAGUGCAUCGCCAGACUUGUUUCCUUUGUCUCAAUCAAUGAGCAAUAUCUCACAGCCUCCACCACCGGCUUCUUCCCAGGUGCUACCACCCCUAUUCGAUCCUGACGACAAUGGUCGGCGUUUCGUCGGCACUCCAGAUUACCUAGCACCUGAAACCAUAAACGGCACUGGACAGGAUGAAAUGUGUGAUUGGUGGUCACUGGGCUGUAUGCUGUUUGAGUUUCUCUACGGAGUACCACCCUUCAACGCCGAAAGUACGGAACAAGUCUUCGAUAAUAUCCUCAACAGACGAAUCGCCUGGCAUGAUGAUGAAGACUUCGAUGUCAGCCCAGCGGCGAAAGAUCUGGUCAACAAACUCAUUCAAUUAGAUCCCGAUGAGAGAUUGGGUGCAAACAAGGACGAAAAGUACCCAAGUGGAGGCGCCGAAAUUCAAGCACAUCCGUGGUUUGCUGACAUUAAUUGGGACACUCUACUCGAGGAUGAGGCUCAAUUCGUUCCCAAUCCUGAGCAUCCCGAAGAUACAGAGUAUUUCGAUGCUCGCGGCGCUACUCUAUCCUCCUUCCCAGAAGAACUCGAAGAUCAACUCUCCCCAGCCGGGACGACUCCGCCUACAGGUGAAUAUCCGAAUCGUCCCCAUGAUGCACUAUUCCGUGCCAGGUCCCAAGCAAGUUCAGCCAAAAGAGGUCUGAUGCCGCUUCAUAUUCCUCCUCACGUUGCCCGCGAUUCUCGGAGUCGAAGACUGAGCGAGCCUGUGAUUGCCGACGACUUUGGCAAUUUCACGUUCAAAAACCUGCCCGUGUUGGAAAAGGCCAACAAGGAUAUCGUGGAGAAGAUGAGGAAGGAGGCCAUGCAAGCUCAAUCACGGGGAUAUUCAAAUCAUUCUCAGGCCAUUUCCGCGGCUAAUAGCCCUGCAAUGGGGUCUCCAGCUCCUUCAUUGGAAGGUAGUCCGAUGAUGCCAAUGCCUGUAAAACGAGCUUUGUCCAUCAGCAAAGGCCACAGACCGGGCUCCCCAUCAAGCUUGGGAGGCACAUCCAACUCGUCUCCAAGUCGUCCCUCGCAGCCAUCUUCGCCGUUGCUUGUCCAAUUCUCAGCGCAGCAUCAUGAAAGACGAAAGACUUCUGGAUCAUCCCAGGGCAGCAGCUCCUUGAAUCCCGGAAGUUUCUUCGAGAUACCACAUGAUGCGAUCAGGCACGGGGCUCCUCUGGCAUCUUCCCCAAUUAAAUCCGCACGAGCACUUGCCGUUUCCCCCGCCAAAGCCAUGACUUCCCACCAGCGACAAUCGAGCAUUCAGGGACGAACUCGCUCACAAACAGUUGGCUCGCAAGAGAGUGAUGGACAAUCCGCACGAGACUCUUUUAUCCCUGGCCAUUAUAAACGCAAGAGUCAACUGUUUGUGCGGGAUAUCUCUCCUUCAUCUUCGGAUAACGAAGCGGCACAAGCAAAAGCCUUGCUCAAAGUGCAACGUCGCAGACAAAGUUCGCGGAGAAUGUCGCAGAUCAAUAUUCUAGAUGGUCCUGUCUAUCGGCCACUGGACGUGUUGAUUUGUGAAGAUCACCCAGUGUCUCGAAUGGUCAUGGAGAGACUGUUCGAGAAGCUACGAUGCCGGGCUGUGACGGCUGCGAAUGGUCCAGAUGCUCUCCGACUAGCUGUGAGCCAGAUUCAGUUUGACAUCAUCUUCAUGGAGUUUAAGCUGCCACUUAUCAACGGUGUCGACGUUGCUCGUAUGAUUCGAGACACUAAAAGUGCCAACACCCAGACACCGAUUGUCUGCAUUACGGGCUAUCUCAAGGACCUGCCUGAAGUCCAUCAUUUCGAUACCCUCAUGCAAAAGCCGCCGACCUUACAGAAGUUGUCUGAAAUGCUCUGCAAGUAUUGCUCAUGGAAACCACCGCCCAGAGAUUUCAAGCUUGCCGCGCCACUGGUUAUUCCGCCUAUCACGACUCGCACGGAUCCUGCACAGACGCAAGACAGCCCUAGUUCGGUUGCGUCCAGCCUGGCGCCGACCAUGCCAGAAUCCUCCUACAAGGGAUCCAGUCGAGAGGACUCGAUCGGUAGUGGCGGUUUCUUCAGUGACAUUGAAUCUCUUAAAAAUGAUGACAUUCCAGUUAUUGUGUCUCGAGCAGCUACCGAUGACUGGGCUAAAGGUGGAUUAGGCAUUUCCGAUGAUAUUGUGGUAGGAGAAAAACCCUAUGUUCGGAGUGGGUUCCCUCACCUGGUUCACACAGAGUCUGCUCCUCCGACCGCAAUGACUGAGGAACCUCCCGGGUAUGGUCUGCGUACGCCUCGUCGCCAGAAGUCCUCAGAAGCUGUCAAGCUGAAGCGUGAUCGGUUGGAAAAAAGCAUGCAAGAGUCUACCGGUCCGGCCGAGGAGGGAGACGACGAAGAUGAAGAACUUGGCGAUGUGCAAGCUAGGGCGCGCUCACCCCAGGGCAAGUCUGCUCGACCGACCUCGAAAUUGGGGAUUGAAAUGAUGCGCACUAACAGUCGCGGGAGUGUUAUCUCGAUGGGUGAAGACAGAACGGCAGAAGCUGACACUCUGAGGCGCUCUCUGGAGAUUCUGGAAGAACGCUUGGAAAACCUGCAAAUCCCCGAGGAGCCGUCCGCAAUGGAGGUGAUUGCAAGUCAACCACGCAAGAAGCUGGACAGACCGUUUUCGCAACACUCACAUCCAGGGCAAGAGACUGAGCGUCGUGUCAGCCAAGGUCAUAUCACUCCACCUGUCAUUUUCCCUCAAAAGCCUGGAACCACCGUGGCUGACGUGGCUGAGAUAGCAGUCGUCGAUGCCGAUGCCACUCCAGUAGCGCUCAAGGUCGUUGACCUCGAGCAAGAAGUCACACCCAAACCCCAGGGAAGCCCAUCUGGUCCACACACGAACGAAUCUCGACCUUGAUGGGCCCCUGUCCUUGUUUUUCUAUGUACACUCCGAUGAGUGAUUUAUUUUACGAGAUCUGUUUACACGACCGGAAUCCGAGUUUCU